ACUUUGUUCCUGAUGGUCUGCGGCUGCGCACCAUGAAUGCCACGUACUGGUUGACGUUGACAGUCUUGGAGGACACUUCCUGAUGCUGGCACCCGGGUCUAGCCGCUAAGCUAGCUAACAGAUUUUAUUUUCACGGUUUGGGAAAACCUGUGAAACAGCGUGGUCAAGUCGUCUGAUUGAGUGGUGGGAGCAGAAGAGGUCGGACGGCACCAUGAACGGCCAGCUGGACCUGAGUGGGAAGCUGAUCAUCAAAGCCCAGUUAGGCGAUGACAUCAGACGCAUCCCGAUUCAUAACGAAGACAUUACUUAUGACGAGCUAGUGCUGAUGAUGCAGCGUGUCUUCAGGGGAAAGCUGCAGAGUAAUGACGAGGUUGCCAUCAAAUACAAGGAUGAAGAUGAUGAUCUCAUCACCAUCUUUGACAGCUCUGACCUCUCCUUCGCCAUCCAGUGCAGUAGAAUACUCAAACUGACUUUGUUUGUGAAUGGUCAGCCACGGCCUUUGGAGUCUAGUCAGGUGAAGUACCUGCGCAGGGAGCUAAUUGAGCUCAGGAAUAAAGUCAACAACCUCCUGGAUAGCUUGGAGCCCCCCACAGAGCCUGGUCUGGCUGCUACAGCACCGUACAGUGAAGCAGUGGAUGGACGUGAAGGCAAAGUUUUGGCAGCAGACCACACAGUGAAACAUGCCACUCCAGUCAGUGCAGCCAGCAUGUCAGCCUUCGACCCGUUAAAAAACCAGGAUGAGGUCAGCAAGAAUGUCAUCUCCGCUUUUGGCCUCAGCGAGGACCAGGCCCCAGCUCCCCCAGCAGUUGCACCAGAGGAGCGCUCAGGAACCCCUGACAGCAUUGCCUCCUCCUCGUCUGCAGCCCCUCAGCCAGUGGUGCCCCCCCAACCACAGGCUCCCUAUGCAGGAGUACAGCAGGGACCCCCAGCUGGCAUGGAUGGUCAGGUUUAUCAGCAGUACCAGGCUCCAGGUGGAUACCCGCCUCAGCAACCAGGUGCCCCACCUCAGCAGCAGCAGCAGUACAAUAUGCAAUACUCUGGAUACAGCACUCAGCCCGGUGCCCCUCAGCCUGGCCCGCCACAGCCACAGCAGCAGCAGCAGUUUCAGAACUACGCGCCUCCCUCCUCCCAGGCUCCAGCCUCCGGUCCAGCUCCGGCUCCGGCUCCAGCUCCGGGUUUCCAGGGUGGCCAGCAGCAGCCCCAUCCAACUCAGGGAGCCCAGCAGUAUCAAGGAGGCUUCCCUCCCCAAAACUAUACAUCCCAGGCCACCCAGCCUGCCAACUACAGCCUGCCGCCCAGCUCUCAGCCCGGCUCUGGGUACCAACCCCGCCCAGGAUACACCCCGCCUCCAGGCAACACUGUCACCCCUCCACCAGGAUCUGCUAACCCGUACGCUCGCAACCGCCCCCCUUACGGCCAGGGCUAUACUCAGCCAGGCCCUGGGUAUCGGUAAAAAAGGAUAGCGGAUGUUACUAAUCCUUACACACAUCCCAACCCCCCCGUACAAAUAUCAAGUCCAAAUAUGAAACAAGCAACCCCACCCGUCUGAUGGUUAUUGUUUGUAUGCUGUCUCUUCAACACACCACUCUACUCUGGCCCAGGUGUAUGUUCCUUGUGUUAUUUUCCCCUCUUCUCCUGUCUCAUCAGCAAUGUCUGCUCUGCCCUCUUGUAUCCAUAAACAUGUAACCGGUCUGUAUGCACACACCUGGGUGACCAAAACAGGCUGUUGCACAAACUGUUUGUUGUUCUUUUCAUGGUAACGCUUCAUUUUGCAAGUGAGGUCAGCAUCCGUAUUCUGCAUUUGUGUCUUACAUGACCGACAUCUCAACUGCUUGUGUUGAGUUAACUAUGUAUAGAUGCAUUUAUAAGACACUAUCUAAAUGAAAAGUUACCCCUUUUUUGUCGUUUAUUUUGUUCUUUGUUUAGUUUUUUUUUUUUUUUUUUGAUUUUAUCAAUUUCACCACCAUGUCGGUAUUAAUGAUGUGUCAAUGAAACUGCCCCAUGUUGGGAACACUAGCUAACUGAAGGCUUAUGGGAGAAGUAGAUCCCAGUGUCAUAAAUAAAGCUUCUUUUGUUUAGCUAAUUAUAUCAUCUCCAGUAAAGCUUGGUAUUCCUCUCUUUAUCUUAUCACUGGUUUUUACUAUUAAAUCAAAUUCCACCCUCAAGUGAGAUUAGUUGUUUAUGUAUAAACUGUAACAUUUUUUUUCUUGAACCUAAUAAAUGAUUGAGACCCAGUUGAA
This is a messenger RNA of Perca flavescens (yellow perch), 2240 nucleotides long. It is a transcript of the gene tfg, whose product is annotated as trafficking from ER to golgi regulator. Gene Ontology annotation, molecular function: identical protein binding. Gene Ontology annotation, cellular component: endoplasmic reticulum exit site. Lineage: Eukaryota; Metazoa; Chordata; Actinopteri; Perciformes; Percidae. Gene Ontology annotation, biological process: endoplasmic reticulum to Golgi vesicle-mediated transport; COPII vesicle coat assembly. The record is from RefSeq and is a predicted model, not a curated record.